CUCAGCAGGGUGGGAACAGGAGGGGCCAGGCUAGAGGGGUUCCUGCUGGGCCAGGAGCACUCGCAGGUCCCCUGGAAUGGUGACACAAACCUCACAGCAUGGCAGAGGGGUUGCACUUUGCACAGUGAUGCAAAGGUGCCCAACGCUCACCAAACCCCAGUAAAACGUGAGCACUGACAACACUACAGAAAUCAACAAACCCUGACCUGCCACAUUUCCUCCAUGGGGGAAAGGUGAACCCUUGGGAUUUCCAGGUUCACAUAAGGGGUUUGGUGGGAAUGAGCAUGGUGUAGUGCUUCCCGAUACCCAUGGGCCGAAACCAGGCGACGGCUGUGGCAGGUGGCGUUUCUCCUCCUCCCGCCCUUCUCUGGUUACCCGGCGCCAUCUCUGCAAACAAAGGGGAGGGUGUGGGACACAGGUGACGGUGACGGAGGAGCAGAGAGGAGCGUCCAGCAGCCAGCACUGAAACCCCACCCCGGGGCCAGCCCAUAUAAAUAGCACUGCGCACAGGUGUAAGCCGAUCCCCCAGCUGCGAGCGGCGCGGGUGGUGGCGACGGUCUCGGUCCGUGGGUUCUUCUCCACCAUCGCCUGGAGCGCGUCACUGAACCAUCCACCAUGUCAAUGGGGCUGGAGAUCGGCGGCGUGGCCUUGUCCGUGCUGGGUUGGUUGUGCAGCAUCAUCUGCUGCGCCUUGCCCAUGUGGAAGGUGUCGGCCUUCAUCGGCAACAACAUUGUGACGGCCCAGAUCCUCUGGGAAGGGCUGUGGAUGAACUGCGUGGUGCAGAGCACAGGGCAGAUGCAGUGCAAGGUCUACGACUCCAUGCUGGCACUCCCUCAAGACCUGCAAGCUGCCCGAGCCCUGCUGGUGGUGGCCAUCAUCUUGGCCGUCCUGGGCUUAAUGGUGGCCAUCGUGGGCGCCCAGUGCACCCGCUGCGUGGAGGACGAGAGCACCAAAGCCAAGAUCACCAUCGUCUCUGGCGUCAUCUUCCUCCUCUCUGGUGUCAUGACCCUCAUCCCUGUCUGCUGGUCGGCCAACACUAUCAUCCGGGAUUUCUACAACCCACUGGUGAUCGAAGCACAGAAGCGGGAGCUGGGCACCUCACUCUACGUGGGCUGGGCGGCCUCCGCACUCCUGCUGCUGGGGGGGGGGCUGCUCUGCUGCUCCUGCCCCCCCAAAGACGACAGGUACCCCACAGGCAAGGUGGCCUACUCUGCCCCACGCUCUGCUGUCACCAGCUACGACAAGAGGAACUAUGUCUGAGCCCCCCACGGUCCCCUGGCACCCCUCGAUA
Messenger RNA from Serinus canaria (Common canary), 1291 nucleotides. RefSeq names its product claudin-3. Gene Ontology annotation, biological process: cell adhesion; bicellular tight junction assembly. Lineage: Eukaryota; Metazoa; Chordata; Aves; Passeriformes; Fringillidae. Gene Ontology annotation, molecular function: structural molecule activity. The transcript has a single exon. Gene Ontology annotation, cellular component: plasma membrane; bicellular tight junction. The record is from RefSeq and is a predicted model, not a curated record. The coding region runs from base 616 to 1260 and encodes 214 amino acids.